This is a messenger RNA of Yamadazyma tenuis ATCC 10573, 1701 nucleotides long. It is a transcript of the gene CCT3, whose product is annotated as chaperonin-containing T-complex subunit. The record is from RefSeq and is a predicted model, not a curated record. Gene Ontology annotation, biological process: protein folding. Gene Ontology annotation, cellular component: chaperonin-containing T-complex. Gene Ontology annotation, molecular function: ATP hydrolysis activity; ATP binding; ATP-dependent protein folding chaperone. Lineage: Eukaryota; Fungi; Ascomycota; Pichiomycetes; Serinales; Debaryomycetaceae.
GACAACCUUGAACAGCGGCAAACAGCAAAAGAAUCAAGCUAUACAUAUACAAUGCAGGCGCCAGUGGUUUAUAUGAACACGUCCACUGAAAGACAGACCGGUCGUGAAGCCCAGAUAUCAAACAUCACAGCCGCCAAGGCCGUCGCUGAUAUUAUCAGAACGUGUCUUGGACCCAAGGCCAUGUUGAAGAUGUUACUUGAUCCUAUGGGAGGGAUAGUAUUGACUAACGAUGGACACGCCAUUUUAAGAGAAAUUGAUGUGUCUCAUCCAGCUGCCAAAAGUAUGAUUGAAUUAAGCAGAACUCAGGACGAGGAAGUUGGAGAUGGUACCACCACUGUUAUCAUUCUUGCUGGAGAAAUUUUGGCCCAAACCUUUCCUUACAUCGAGAAGAAGAUCCACCCGGUGGUGAUCAUCCAGGCAUUGAAGCAAGCCUUGACUGACGCUUUGGAAAUCAUUCAUGAGGUGUCUGUUCCUGUGGAUAUUCAUAAUGACUCUGCCAUGAUUAAGUUAAUUAAAGCCAGUAUUGGUACAAAGUAUAUUAGCAAAUGGUCUCAGAAGAUGUGUGAGUUAUCUCUCAAGGCCGUCAAGACUGUAUACAUCGAGCAAGGUGACUACAAGGAAAUCGACACCAAGAGAUACGUGAGAAUCGAAAAGAUUCCUGGCGGUGAGGUUGAAGACUCCGAGGUGUUGGACGGAAUAUUAUUGAAUAAAGACGUGACGCAUCCUAAGAUGAGAAGAUUCAUUGAGAAUCCCCGGAUAGUGUUAUUGGAUUGUCCUUUGGAAUACAAGAAGGGAGAAUCUCAGACCAAUAUUGAAAUCACCAAGGAAGAGGAAUGGAACCGGAUCUUACAAAUUGAAGAAGAACAAAUCAAGAUAUUGUGUGAACAAUUAUUGGAGUUCAAGCCCGACUUGGUGAUCACAGAAAAGGGUGUCAGUGACUUGGCCCAACACUACUUGUUAAAGGGGGGAGUCUCAGCAUUGAGAAGAGUCAAGAAGUCUGAUAACAAUAGAAUUGCCAGAGCCACCGGUGCUACUAUCGUCAACCGAAUCGAAGACUUGAAAGAAUCUGACAUCGGUACAAGAUGUGGUGAAUUCCGUGUGGAUUUGAUUGGUGAUGAAUACUUUACUUUCCUUACCAAGUGUGAAGAUCCCCAAGCCUGUACGAUUUUGUUGAGAGGAGCUUCAAAGGAUAUCUUAAAUGAAAUUGAAAGAAACUUACACGAUGCCAUGGCAGUCACCCGUAACGUGAUGUUCGAGCCUUCAUUAUCACCUGGAGGAGGAGCCACUGAAAUGGCAGUUUCUGUCAAGUUGGCCGAAAAGGCCAAAUCCAUCGAAGGUGUUGCCCAAUGGCCAUACCAGGCAGUUGCCGAUGCUUUCGAGGUGAUUCCAAGAACGUUGAUUCAGAACUGUGGAGGACACCCAAUAAGGAUCUUGUCUCAGUUAAGAGCCAAACACUCCAGUGGAAACCAUACGUUUGGUAUUGAUGGAGAAGCUGGUAAGGUGGUGGACAUGAACGAGUACGGGAUCUGGGAACCCGAGGUGAUCAAGCACCAAUCGAUUAAGACCGCCAUUGAAAGCGCGUGUCUUUUGUUGAGAGUCGAUGACAUUGUCAGCGGAGUCCGCCAACAAGAGUAGGUAUAUAGUAUACUUUGUAAGAAGUAAGAAUACAUGAAGAGCAUUCGCUCUGCUCAUUUAUCAUUC